UUACGCUCUUUUGGUUUAACAGCGUCCGUCAGCUUCACGCAGGUCUGUGGUGUACUGCGGGAUGAUUGUCUAUUUCUAAAAAAACACAUACAAAAGAAUCGCAUUUUACGACAGCAUUUGACUUUAACGUGUCUAAACGGUCGGCGGAUCUGAUCUCGUUGAAGAUGAAUGGAGCGGCGUUCCCCUCUCCCACAGCCGAGAUGGCGGAGAUGAACCGGAUCCACUAUGAGCUGGAGUACACAGAGGGCAUCAGUCAGAGAAUGCGUAUUCCUGAGCAGCUCAAAGUGGCUCCGUAUGAGUCUGAAGAGCAGGAACUUCCAGAGCAUGAGACGCUCCACACGACGAUGAUGCAUGUUCCUGAGAGAAUCGUGGUGGCAGGAGACAGUGAUGACAUGCAGUUUCCCAGAGAUCUAGACCUCAUCCAGUCCACCCAACUGGAGUCAACACUGUCCCUCAAGACACCACCUCGGGUCCUGACACUCAACGAAAGGCCCAUCGACUUCCUCGAAAUGGAGCAGCUGAGCUCCGCCAGUCAGCCCAGCAAAGAAGUGCGCACGCAAUCCAGGACACGCAGAGAGCGCUCGGUCAGCGACAACACAGGUGUGCAACACAAUGGCCAGCUCGCCAGAAAUGACUCCAUUGGUAUGACUUCCUCCCCCUCUGCUGCAUUGCGCACUAUGGCUCCUCUCGGUGGUGCAGAGGAUGGGUAUAACCUCUUCAGUGCCCGCGGCGUCCUUUCCUUCAUCCAGUCAACCACACGCCGGGCCUACCAGCAGGUCCUGGAGGUCCUGGACGAGAACCAGCGCAGCAAGCCAUCUCUUAGAGGGGGUUCAACCCUCUCUAACCCCCAGCAUGACAACAGGCAUGCCCUGGCCACACUGGACUCGACUCUGGAGGGAGGAGCAGACGACAUGGCUGUUGUGGACGCCACAUCUCUACGCAGACAGAUUGUCAAGCUGAACCGGCGUUUGCAGCUCUUGGAGGAGGAGAACAAAGAGAGAGUCAAGCGAGAAAUGAUCAUGUAUUCCAUCACUGUAGCUUUCUGGCUCAUCAACAGCUGGGUUUGGUUCCGUCGCUGAAGCUACAUGGACUCUGCAAUGUGGGAGGGGCAAAACCAAAACUCCGCCCCUCUGUUAUACGUGUCAAACCUUAGCCUUAUUUUUUAAUGGCUAAAAUGUUUUAUUUUCUUCACUGCAAGAGCGGUGAAGUCAGAGAUAGCUUUUGUGUUGUGUGUUUUGGGUUUGUCUGGUUUCAUUUUAUUAUUAUAAAUAUGUGUUUAUACUGUACAAUUAUUCUUUUUCUUGGUUUUGUACAUUUUUAAUUACUUUUUUGUUUGUUUUUGUUUUUUUGCGCUAAGUCAAGCAUGACCAGAUGUAUAUAUUACUUCACCUGUCUUUGAGCUUUGGGUGUAAUCAUGUAUUGAUAAUAAUAAUAAUAAGAAUAUUUACGGACUGUUGUGAUUUUAGGUAUAUUAUGUACAUCUGUAUGUUAAUUGCAUCAACAUAGAAACCAUACUUGUUAAGUCCUGGUCAUUAUUUAUGUACAUAAUUGUAAUAUGCUGAUGUUGUUUUUUCUGCAGGAUAUUACUGAAAUGAUACACAUUCUGUUUUCCUCUCACAGAGCCAUGAACACUGUAUUACAAAUGCUUUUAUUUGAAUAAAUGACAACAGUAGUGAACUGCA
Cyprinus carpio (common carp) is the source of this 1682-nucleotide messenger RNA. It is a transcript of the gene mffa, whose product is annotated as mitochondrial fission factor a. Bases 165 to 1079 code for a protein of 304 amino acids. The transcript is spliced from 9 exons. Lineage: Eukaryota; Metazoa; Chordata; Actinopteri; Cypriniformes; Cyprinidae. The record is from RefSeq and is a predicted model, not a curated record. Gene Ontology annotation, cellular component: mitochondrial outer membrane; peroxisome. Gene Ontology annotation, biological process: positive regulation of mitochondrial fission.